This is a messenger RNA of Sebastes umbrosus (honeycomb rockfish), 2294 nucleotides long. RefSeq names its product tetraspanin-5. The record is from RefSeq and is a predicted model, not a curated record. Gene Ontology annotation, cellular component: membrane. Lineage: Eukaryota; Metazoa; Chordata; Actinopteri; Perciformes; Sebastidae. Bases 363 to 1181 code for a protein of 272 amino acids. Gene Ontology annotation, biological process: protein localization to plasma membrane; regulation of vascular endothelial growth factor signaling pathway; protein maturation. The transcript is spliced from 10 exons.
ACAACAGCCAUGUCUACAUUAUGGGUCAGAUAGGAGACCAUCGGCUUUAAUCUGGUUGACUUCAGUAGAUGUAUUUCACCGUUAUACCUUCUUUUGGAGCUGUGUAUCCGGAAAUGAACGCGUAUUUUUAGCCGCAGAUUGAAGCUCCUCUGCGGCUCCAGCUGCGUCUCUUUGUCUCCAGGAAACACGAGAGGAUGUUUAUUAUAAGACGCUAAAAAACAAUUGACGAGCGCGUUUUUGUCGAGCCUUAAAAAUAUAUAUAUAAAAAGAAAAAAAAAGGUGUUUCCACAACAAAAACAAGAGGACUGUAGAUGUGAUUCCUUUUCCCAUUGAGGGCGUUUAACACAAAACAAAUCCACAUAAUGAUGUCCGGAAAGCAUUUCAAGGCUCAUGAAGUGAGCUGCUGCAUCAAGUAUUUCAUCUUCGGAUUCAACAUCAUAUUCUGGUUCCUUGGAGUGGCGUUCCUCGGCAUCGGGCUGUGGGCAUGGAGCGAAAAGGGUGUUCUGUCCAACAUCUCGUCCAUCACAGACCUGGGGGGCUUUGACCCGGUCUGGCUCUUCUUGGUGGUGGGUGGUGUGAUGUUCAUCCUCGGAUUCGCUGGUUGCAUCGGAGCGCUGCGAGAAAACUCUUUCUUGCUCAAAUUUUUCUCCGUGUUCUUGGGUAUCAUCUUCUUCCUGGAACUGACUGCAGGAGUCCUGGCCUUUGUCUUCAAAGAUUGGAUCAAGGACCAACUCAAUUUUUUCAUUAACAACAACAUUCGGGCCUACAGAGACGACAUCGAUCUGCAGAACCUGAUAGACUUCACUCAGGAAUAUUGGGAGUGUUGUGGCGCAUUCGGAGCUGAUGACUGGAAUUUGAACAUCUACUUCAACUGCACUGAUACGAACCCGAGUCGUGAGAAAUGUGGCGUGCCCUUUUCCUGCUGCACCAAAGAUCCAGCGGAGGAUGUCAUCAACACUCAGUGUGGCUACGACAUCCGAGCAAAACCGGACUCUGAGCAGCGAACCUUCAUCUAUAUCAAAGGAUGCGUCCCUCAGUUUGAGAAGUGGCUUCAAGACAACCUGACGGUGGUGGCAGGCAUCUUUAUUGGGAUUGCAUUACUACAGAUUUUUGGCAUCUGUCUAGCGCAGAAUCUCGUGAGUGACAUUGAAGCUGUGAGAGAGAGUUGUUUGUUUACCUAAUGAGACCCCCGCUGAAUCUCCAAAGGCAAGAAGGAUGUACCAGGACUCUGCAGUUUGGACGCCGGCAAUGAAGGGAAAAACAUGAAUCAGCUGAUGUGUCCUGAACAAAGAGUCUCAUUCACAUGUAAAUAGUAAAUGUAGAGUUAUUUUUAGAGUUAUUUGUGGCCCUGUUCUCUGAAUGAAGCACAACCUCUAAAAUGUAUUGUAGCUCUCAUACAGUACACAUUAAACAAAUGCUUUACAGUGUGAUGGUGAAGUGGCUCAAAUGAUGAGUCCCACAGCUCAGACUACUUUAGUUUGUAAGCCUGUAAAUGAAGAGCGGAGAGGGUCAUAACUGGUAGAUGUGAUGUUUUACCAGAGGUGGUGCUUCAUUCAGAGAAGGGCCUUGGUUUUAUAUGUCUCACAGCUGCAGUUUUUAACACUGCAUGUAAAGGUUGUGUACAAAGAUAAAAGUGAUUCUGGAAAUGCACUGCAUGCCUUUUGUCUACUGGUAGGACAUUGGCUCUCCUAAAUGUAUUUCAUUAAUGUUAAGUAUUUUAAAAAAAAAUAUUUGUAAAAUAGUUUAAAGUAGUUUAGAGUGAAGCGGCUGGUUAGCACUUUGUUGAAUGUUUAAUGGAAUCUACUUAAAGCGGCAGAGAAUUAACUUUACAUGUAUUUCCAUCUGUGACAUUAUGCUCGUUUUCUACAGAUACAGUUUGUAAGCAGCGUUUCGUGGGGCUGAGAUGGAUUUAGCAGCAUGUAGUAUCAUGAAGGGAUGUGAUUUGAUAUUGUAGGCUUUCCAAAGUUGCAGUUUUUUAAGAGUUUUGGCAGUGACAUUAAAACAAUGUCUUACAGGGUUUUUUUUGCGAUUGCUUAUACACUUGUUGCGGUAUUCGGCUCUUGUAUCAAAACUCUACACACGAGCCAAUAAGACACAACACUUGUAUGUCGAAAUGAAACUCUGCAAUCCUUUUUCAAAAUGUCAUUUUUGCAACAAAAUGAUUUUGAAUUCUUCUUUCAAAGCAGGAACGACACACUGAUGUACUUUAUGCAAAACACUGCUCUCUUUAGUACUUUGCAUUCCUUCAUUUUCUCAUACAGGCUUCUGUGAAAGAACGUCCAAGUACAUCGACU